AUGUCAGUAGGAACUAAUCUAUCUAAGCUAAAUACCAAUAUUACCCAGUUUGGAACACAGUGUGUGUCUGAUACACAGUUGAUAAGCAUUGUAGAAAAUGUUGAAAAAAUAGUACCACCGAAAGAUGAAAAAUAUAAUGAAACAAUAACUGAAGAUAUUAAAAACGGUUUGCAAGCGAAUAGCUUCGGCAUUAGACAAGUUCAAGAUGAUUCUGAAAGACAUAGCACAGGCGACAACCCAAGCAUUGCUGCAUCCAAGCAAUGUAAUACUUUAAAUAAAAGUAAUAAGAAGGAGAUAUCAGACCAAAUUAAAUUAGAAGAUCAGAAUAUCAUAAAGGAAUUUGAAAAUGAUUUGAUAGAUUUUGAUAUCUAUAGAAUUGAUAGUGCAAUAAACUUUAAAAGCAAUGAAAACAAGCGUCAGUCGAAAUAUGAUGCAAAUCCAGUUGAUGAAAAGUUUUUCCCAAAUCAGCAUUUGGACAAAGAGUUGCACAACGUCGAGAGGCCUGCUCUAAGAAAGUUACUAGAGAAGGAUGAUGUUUCCACGAAAACAAUGAUUUUACGCGUUAUACAAAUUUACACGGAUGCUGUCCCUAUGACUAGUGUGACUGAAACGAGUGACGUUGAAUUGCUUUUGACGGACGGUUGGUACUGCGUCAAAGCGUGUUUGGACCAGAUGCUGGUGAAACUCGUCCGUAACCAGAAAAUUACCGUUGGUACCAAACUCGCCAUACACGGCGCAGAACUGUUAAACUGCGAUCAGGGACUAGCGCCGUGGGAGGACACCUCGCGCGUGCGCUUAAAAAUCUUCGGCAAUUCGACGCGACGCGCUCGUUGGGAUGCGCGCCUCGGAUGGCAUGGCGCGGGCGCCAUCUUAACGCGCCUGUCAAAUGUCCAGCUGAAUGGCGGGAAAGUAUCGAAAUUGCGCGCCAUUGUCACACGAGUGUAUCCGACGCUUUAUGUCGAGAAAUUCGAGGAUGGGAGCACGGUCACUCGUUCUGAGCGCUUGGAACAUCUUUACCAAAUGAAAUACGAGUCAGAGAGGCACGCGUUAUUGGAGAAGAUGUAUGAGGAAGUGGAGAAAGAGUUCACCAAUCAGGAGUCUCAGGAUUCCGAAUGUGAUUCUGAACUUAUGAGGAGUAUAAACAACGGAUCGCAGAUUUACAAAAUGAUGCGACAGAGUAGGGAUCCCGGGGAAUACAGAGCAAACCUGACCAAGUCGCAGUGUGUUAUGCUGCAAGAUUACUCAAGCAGACGUAGAGAGAAGCUGCUUCAGACAGUUCAGUCCCGAGUUGAGGAGAGAUUGAAAACGACCGGUCUACAUACGGGCAGAAAUGUGGUACCCGUAAUGAAAAUUAGAUUGGCUGACAUCAGUGAUAGCGGUGAAAUCUCUAAAGCAAUGAUGUCAGUGUGGAGACCCAGUGACGCCGUGCAAGAUAUUAUCAAAGAGGGAGUAUGGAUUGAUAUGUUCAACAUUGUUCCAACGGCUUUGAGACUCUCCGAACUACAGUUCUCCGCAGGGAGGCAGACCAUUUUCAGCAGGUCGAACUACAAGGAAAGUAGUAAAACUGAACACAUUACUUCACAACUCAAAAGGACUUGUUGCAGUAUUAAGGAUUUAGUUAAGAACCCAGUGAUGAGCACAUACUGCAACGAAGUGGACUUAGUCGGACUUGUUUUUCUGGUUGAUCCCUCUAUGGCUGACUUCGAAUCCAUUAAGGGGCAGCUGUUUCAAAACGUUUAUCUGACGGACGCGGAGAAGAAUAUCGUGUGUGUAAACUUUUGGGGUGGACUGAAGAAAUUCGGUUACGAGAACAUCCUCGACACGGGUCAGGUUCUGGCGUGCAUGAAUUUGCAAAAAAGGGCGGGAAACUCUAGAAAGAGCAUACCGCAGUUUCGCGCCACAGAAUUCUCCCAUUUCACAAAAACGCCCAAAAUGUUAAACUUGCGGCAAGUCGUUGAGGAUUUAAAUAGAACUCUAUCCAGUAUUAAUAUUAAAAAGUUAACCGAAGAGUGUGUAUCUAAGAAGAAUCAUUAUUCAAUAUUAAAGUAUAGUGACGGCGAGAACAUAUCACCGUACAGAAUUAAUUAUAGCGACUACAGCGUAUCGAGACAUAAGGCGUACAUAGAUUCGCCGUUAACACGGAAACGGAAUUAUAUGGAUGACGUUUUGAAUCUUAGCGGGUUGGACUUUGAAUCGACCUUCAAACAAACUGACACGCAAGACAUGGCGCCCAGUACACUGCUGAGAAAAAAGAAAGUGAACGAAAAAAUUGCUAAAUUGAAAAUGUAUGGCGAGCCCCCACCCAUAAUCCCAAUACAUAUUAUAAAUCAAUCUAAUAAUGCAGCUAGGGCUUUUAAAAAUCCGCUAUCUUCGAAAAACAGCGUUUCGACCAAUGUUUAUAGUGAAACAUUUAAAGAACAAGCAACUUGUUCUAUCCCACAUGAUAAUUCUAGUCCUAAGUUAUGUUUUAAGAACUCUAUAAAAAGAAACAGUGGCAAUCCUGUUAAGUUAAACUUUUCUAAUGCUCUAUCUACGGACGACGUUAAGGAAAGCAAAGUUGGUGAUCCAUUUGCAGAAGAAUUUGAUGUUAGUCCGCCUUUAAGUCUAGAU
Iphiclides podalirius (scarce swallowtail) is the source of this 2610-nucleotide messenger RNA. NCBI's taxonomy places the organism in Eukaryota, Metazoa, Arthropoda, Insecta, Lepidoptera, Papilionidae. The record is from the annotation of a GenBank genome assembly.